Messenger RNA from Spirodela intermedia, 472 nucleotides. NCBI's taxonomy places the organism in Eukaryota, Viridiplantae, Streptophyta, Magnoliopsida, Alismatales, Araceae. The record is from the annotation of a GenBank genome assembly.
AUGGGGAGCAAAAUCUAUCCGUGGUCUCGAUGGGGCGGCGCCGCCGCCGCUUCGCCGGCGGUGAUCAGCUUGAUGCCGGCGGCGAUUCUGGCAAUGACGGCGGCGCUGGGGGCCGACGACAGGGAGGGGCUUGGCCGGCUGGUCGAGCGGUCGCUCCAGGGGACGCCGCAGGCGGCGGCGGGGGCGGAGAGGAGGCGGCGCAGCCACCGUCGGCGCUCCGACUGCGACGCCCUCCGCUCGCUACGCCGCGUUGUGGAGGGAAUCGAGGCGCAGAUCACGCCGGCGGUGGGGGUCCCCCGGCCGGAGACGGACGGCGCCUCCGCAGCCGCCGGAGCCAGCGUGGAGAGGGCGGCGGCGGGCGGGUGGCGCCGCGGCGGCGUGGAGUCUGUGGAGGUCGUACGGAAGAUCAGAAUAUUGUGAUAGAACCCAGCCUUCGCCCAUUUUCCCUCUAUUUUUGGGUGGGGGAAUAUGA